AUGGAUAUCUCAAAGUAUGCAGCAGAGGCGAAGAGCUAUAAUAAAUUAUCUGCCUUCCAAAUAUCUCGAUUUUUCGAGAGGCAGGGACCUACAAGGGCCGACUGCGAUCGUCUUGCCGCCGAAAUUUUGAGCUGUCCCGUCUCUCCCACACCAAUACAGGGUGCAACCAGCUAUACCGUGGCAGCAGCUGACUCCAACCAGGCACGUAAGAUCGUUCAAUUUUGCUUCAAAAAAUUGGCUAUGAAACACCUCGAGCUUGCAAAGCAGUCUUACGAGGAUUUCGUCCCCAAUUGCAAAUACCAUAGCACUAUGUUACGGGACGUGCACGUCUACGAGUGGGAUCUUGUCCCUGGGCCCGCCUUUUGUCUGGUUCGCCAUCAGUUUCUCGGCCUGAAUUCUGGGAUGGAACAGUAUUUGUAUCAAACUGUGGAGGACUUCGCAAGAUUCUUUGCUUCAGCGUGGAACAACAGGCCAGCCGUUGAGCAGCCUCUGGGAUUACUGGACCAGUAUUCUGAGAUCCUCGACCAGGUUUCCCAGGGAUUGCCUGAACAGUUACAAGCCAAGUUGGACAAGGUCCAGCAGAGGCUUCCGCUUCUCUUCCGGCCCAGCUAUCCCAUAGCUCUUCAACACGACGACCUCUUGGAGAACAACAUCCACGUGAAUGAGGCUACAGGCCACAUAACGGGUAUUAUCGAUUGGGCUGAUGCUAUAAUCGCUCCAUUUGACGUCUCUCUUAGCGGUCUUGAGACUAUACUUGGCGUUCAAACUCUGACCAGCUGGCACUUCCAUCCUAACUAUUCUAGCCUCCGGGAGUAUUUCUGGGAAACUCUAUACAGGAAAAUUGGCAAUGUUUCGGGAGAAGAUCGUCGUUCAAUCGAAGUCGCGAGGUUGUUCGGAUUGUUUCGAACCUAUGGCUUUGAAGACAAGGCUGUCUUUUAUCUGGAGGCUUCAUGUUUGAUUUGA
Cryphonectria parasitica EP155 is the source of this 963-nucleotide messenger RNA. RefSeq lists its product as uncharacterized. The record is from RefSeq and is a predicted model, not a curated record. The transcript has 2 exons. NCBI's taxonomy places the organism in Eukaryota, Fungi, Ascomycota, Sordariomycetes, Diaporthales, Cryphonectriaceae. Bases 1 to 963 code for a protein of 320 amino acids.